AUGGACCGCGAGUCCUUCUCCCCGACGUUCGAGACGACGCCGAACAAGUUCCUCGGCGCCGGCGCCGACGACAUCAUCAUCAAGGACUACCAGAACGCGCAGUACUACGGCGAGAUCUCCGUGGGCACGCCGCCCCAGAACGUCGCCGUCGUCUUCGACACGGGGUCCUCGAACCUCUGGGUGCCCAACAAGAAGCCCUUCCUCUCGAAGCACGCGAUCUACGAGAACAAGAAGUCGUCGACGUACGUCAAGAACGGCACGGAGUUCAAGAUCCAGUACGGCAGCGGCCCCGUCUCCGGCGAGUACUCCCGCGACACCGUGGCCAUCGGCGACUACAGCGUCGCCAACUACCUCUUCGCGGAGGUCGACGACACGUCGGGCCUCGGCAUCGGCUACCGCCUCGGCCACUUCGACGGCAUCCUCGGCCUCGCCUGGGGCGGCAUCUCCGUCGACGGCGUGCCGACGCCCCUCGAGGCCCUCGUCGCCUCGGGCCAGCUCGACGACGAGGUCUUCGCCUUCUCCCUCGGCGACGACGCCGACGGCGAGCUCGUCAUCGGCGGCGUCGACGACUCCAAGUACGAGGGCGACUUUUCCUACGUGCCCCUGUCCCAGAAGUCCUACUGGGAGGUGACCCUCGACGGCCUCGCCGUGGGCGCCUCCGGCAACAUGACGACGGCCGUCAAGGCCAUCGUCGACUCGGGCACGUCGCUCCUCGCGGGCCCGACGGCCGAGGUGAAGAAGAUCGCGGAGCAGAUCGGCGCCAAGUCCGUGCUCGGCAAGGAGUACACCAUCGACUGCGACGCCAAGGCCGACGACAUCGUCUUCACCCUCGGCGGCAAGGACUACGCGCUCGCGCUCAAGGACUACGUCAUCGAGGACGCGGGCCAGUGCCUCUUCGGCAUGAUGGGCAUCGACAUCCCGGCGCCCAACGGCCCCUUGUGGAUCCUCGGCGACGUCUUCAUGCGCAAGUACUACGUCAAGUUCGACAUCAAGGGCGAGCAGAUCGGCAUCGCCACGGCCAAGUCGUCCAAGGCCGACGUCGGCUACGCGACGGCCUAG
This is a messenger RNA of Aureococcus anophagefferens, 1059 nucleotides long. RefSeq lists its product as hypothetical. Gene Ontology annotation, biological process: proteolysis. Lineage: Eukaryota; Pelagophyceae; Pelagomonadales; Pelagomonadaceae. Bases 1 to 1059 code for a protein of 352 amino acids. The transcript has a single exon. The record is from RefSeq and is a predicted model, not a curated record. Gene Ontology annotation, molecular function: aspartic-type endopeptidase activity.